This is a messenger RNA of Boleophthalmus pectinirostris (great blue-spotted mudskipper), 2093 nucleotides long. RefSeq names its product metaxin 2 (gene mtx2). Gene Ontology annotation, biological process: mitochondrion organization. Lineage: Eukaryota; Metazoa; Chordata; Actinopteri; Gobiiformes; Gobiidae. The record is from RefSeq and is a predicted model, not a curated record. The transcript is spliced from 10 exons. Gene Ontology annotation, cellular component: SAM complex. Bases 112 to 891 code for a protein of 259 amino acids.
CCAUCCAGGACGGACCAGCUGGAGUCUGUAGAUCAAGCCCUUGUCCUUAAACUUGCCAGUCCUGUUUUUACAUUAAAUUCGUGUUUUUUGGGAUCAUUUUGUGACAGCAGCAUGUCUCUGGCUGCUGAGGCGUUCGUGUCGCAGAUGGCGGCUGCUGAGCCAUGGCCUGAGAGCGCCACACUGUACCAACCACUCAAGGAUGAGCAGAUUUUACUGUCAGACUGUGCGUCAUCGUUGGCAGUUCAGGCGUACCUCAGGAUGUGUGGGCUUCCCGUGCAGGUCGUUUGUAAAGCCAAUGCAGAGUUCAUGUCUCCUUCUGGUAAGAUUCCCUUCAUCCAUGUUGGAAACCAGGUGGUGUCUGAACUAGGACCAAUAGUACAGUUUACUAAAGCAAAGGGCCAUUCUCUGAGUGACGGGCUGGACGACGUGCAGAGGGCUGAGAUGAAGGCCUACAUGGAGCUGGUCAAUAACAUGCUACUCACAGCAGAGUUGUACAUUCAGUGGUGUGAUGAUGCCACAGCAGCAGAGAUCACCCGUCCCAGAUACAGCAGCCCGUACUCGUGGCCCCUCUGUCUGGUCCUGGCCUAUCAGAAGCAGUGGGAAGUCCGAAAGAAGAUGAACGCCAUUGGCUGGGGAGGAAAGUCCUUAGAGCAGGUUUAUGAAGAUGUGAGUCAGUGCUGCCAGGCUUUGUCUCAGCGACUUGGGACACAACCAUUUUUCUUCAACAAACAACCCACAGAACUGGACGCGUUGGUGUUCGGUCACCUGUUCACCAUCCUGACCACCAGACUGACCAGCACGGAGCUCGCCGAGAGGGUCAAGAGCUACAGCAACCUGCUCUCCUUCUGUAGACGCAUCGAGCAGACCUACUUCGAAGACAAGUCCUCCUGAAAUUCUCCAGAGUCCUCUCAAAAUCCUCCACAGAGUCCUCCACAAAAUCCUCCUCAAGUCCCCUACACGCCCUCCUCACAUUCUCCUGAAGUCCCUAAAAAGUUCCUCUGAUGUCCUCCUCAAACUUACCCUUUUGUCUCUGCUAAGUCCUCGUCAAGGUCCCUCAAAAGUCCUUCUCAAGUCUUUGUCCAUUCUCAAAAAAGUCCUCCUAAAAAUCCCUCCAAAGUCCUAGUCAAGUCUGAAAAAAAUAUCUCCUCAAGUCCAACAAAGAUCCUCCUCAAUUCUCUAAAAAAGUCUCGAUUUCCUCCACAAAGUUCCCCUCUCGUCCCCACAAACCCUGCAGAAAGUCCCUGUAAAAUCCUUGUUAAAUCCUCCUCAAAUUCCCACAAUGUUCUGCCCCUCAAGUCUCCCUCAGGUCCUCCUUAAGGCCGCUAAAAGUCCUCCCGAAGUCCCCACUAAGUCCUCCUGAAGUCUUCAACAAAGUCCACCUCAAGUCCUCCUCAAAUUCUCCCAAAGUCCCCCUGUAUCCGAUCUGUAUUCACGUUGGUGUCAUUCCCUCUCUGUACAUUUUGUGUCCUCACACUUUUAUGUAGAGCUUGUAAAAUGUUGCACGUUGCUUUUUGUUUUUAAUGUAUGUAAUGUACAUGAAGUAUUUCCAUUGAUAGACACACAGGAGUCUAGUACAGAGCCCUGGAGUCUUUCAGGUUUUGAAUAUAGUGGAUGGAUUAUGAACACAAAAACACACUAUUUUAAAUGGUAUUUUUGUAAAUGUCAGAUCAUUUUUAAUUUCCCAUAGCCUGGCCAGCUAUGAUCUAUUCUUUUUCUUACCUAUUUUAUUUUUUUAGUAUCAUUUUAGUGCAUAAAAAGACUAUUUAUCAGCUUUGGAUUUAGACAUGUAACCAAGCUGAAUGCAUUUGAAUGUUUAGGAAAAAAGGUGCCCAGACUAUUUGUAAAUGAUUUCAUGGUUACACAAUUAUGCAGUUUUCUUUCUUUCCUUCUUUCUUUCUUUCUUUCUUUUUUUAAGUAAUACAUAAGUGACCUACAGAAGACAUAUAAGGCAAAUAUGUAAAAAUCCUGUAUCCUCCCUCCUGUACUUGUGUAUAGAACCAUGAACAUAAUGAGAUGUGAUUAUGAUUUGAUUUUUCUAAGUGUGUGUUUGUGUGAAUGAGAAGUGCCUCCAUUAAACAGUCACUGGACUACAA